Triticum urartu is the source of this 1875-nucleotide messenger RNA. Its product is annotated as scopoletin glucosyltransferase-like. NCBI's taxonomy places the organism in Eukaryota, Viridiplantae, Streptophyta, Magnoliopsida, Poales, Poaceae. The record is from RefSeq and is a predicted model, not a curated record. Gene Ontology annotation, molecular function: UDP-glucosyltransferase activity.
UCCAUUUGUGCAAUGCCAAAGUCGCCGCCGCAGCAGAAAGCAAUCGUCUGCGUGGUGAUCACGACUCGCGAGCAUCCGCUACAGGAACGGCUGACCUGCGCGACCUGCUUGGAUGGCAGCCAUGGCGCCAACAAAGAACGACGACCAGCCGCUGCACAUCCUCUUCUUCCCUUUCCUCCUUCCUGGCCACCUUAUCCCGAUGGCCGACAUGGCCACUGUCUUCGCCGCUCGCGGCGUCAGGUGCACCGUCCUCACCACGCCCGUCCAAGGCUUCAACAUCCGCUCCGUCGUGGACCGUGCGAACGACAGCAGCGCCACCGGCACCCCGAUGUCCAUCUCCGUCGUGCCUUUCCCCGACGUCGGGCUCCCGCCGGCUGCCCAGAGCGGGAGGGACCUUGCUACCUCCGGGGACUACCACGACAGGUUCCUCCAGCCGGCGGAGCUGCUCCGUGAGCCCUUCCGCCGGUUCCUGUCAGACCACCACGCCGACAUCGACGCCGUGGUCUCCGACAGCCUCUUCCACUGGUCCGCUCACGCCGCCGCGGAGCACGGCCUCCCGCGCAUCGCGUUCCUCGCCACCAGCAUGUUCGCCCGUGCCUGCACCGACACCCUGCUGCGGUGCAACGUGUUUGAGUCGUGCUCUGACGACCCCUGUGCCGUCGUAUCCCUGCCGGGGCUGCCGCACCGUGUCGAGCAGCGGCGGAGCCAGAUGAUGGACCCCGCGAAGCGACCACAUGAUUGUGCGAUGUUCCAGCUCGUCCACGCCGCGGACCGGUCGAGCUACGGCGAGCUCUUCAACAGCUUCCGCGAGCUGGAGCCGGGCUACGCCGAGCACUACCGUGCCACGCAGCUCCGCCGCCGCGCGUGGCUUGUCGGGCCGGUCGCGCUCGCCAGCGGCAGCGUUGAGGACGUGGCGUCAAGAGGCGCCGUCGCCGGCGCGCUCUCGCCAGACGCCGCCGGGUGCCUGCGGUGGCUCGACGCCAAAACAGCCAGCUCGGUGGUGUACGUCUCCUUCGGUACGAUGACCAACUUUUCGCCAGAGCAGAUGCGGGAGCUCGCCCGCGGCCUCGACCUCUCCGGCAAGAACUUCGUGUGGGACAUCGCCAAGGGCAGCACCGCCGCGUCGUCUGACCCGUCUACGCCAGAGGCGAACCGUGGGUACAUCAUCCAAGGUUGGGCGCCGCAGGUGCUCAUCCUAAACCACCCUGCCAUCGGCGGGUUCGUGACGCAUUGCGGGUGGAACUCGACGCUGGAGGCCGUGAGCGCCGGCGUGCCGAUGGUGACGUGGCCGCGGUACGCCGACCAGUUCUACAACGAGAAGCUCGUGGUGGAGGUGCUCGGCGUGGGCGUGGGCGUCGGCGCCGAGGACUACGCGUCGUGCUUGGAGACCCACCGGGUGAUCGCCGGCGAGGCGAUCGCAGAAUCCAUCCGGAGAGUGAUGGGGGAGGAGGGCGACGGCAUGGCCAUGCGGAAGAAGGCGAAGGAGCUCGGCUUGAUGGCGAGGGGCGCGUUGGAGAAGGGUGGGUCGUCGUACGACGACGUCGAGCAGCUCAUGGAGGAGUUGAUCGCCCGCCGGAGUUCCGUCGGAUGUACCGCCGAUGGGCAACGGUGAUCCUCUAGCUAUCACUCGAUGUCACUGUGAAUUUGUUGUAACAUCAUUCCCGUUGUGUAUGUGUAUGCUAUCUCUAUCUGGAUUCUGGAGCGGCAGUGUGCAUUUGCUGUACAAGCACCUGAAAUUGUUUGAGUUCCUGGGGAAAUUUAAAUUUGUUACUGGUGUCGAAGAACUGGACCCCGGGCCGUACAUGUAUGUAGACGCGCGCUUCGCUGCGCCGAUUUUCAUUGUCGCGUUUGCUGUAUAGUUCUUUGUCAUUUUCC